This is a messenger RNA of Fragaria vesca subsp. vesca, 1862 nucleotides long. RefSeq lists its product as uncharacterized. Lineage: Eukaryota; Viridiplantae; Streptophyta; Magnoliopsida; Rosales; Rosaceae. Bases 294 to 1862 code for a protein of 522 amino acids. The transcript is spliced from 2 exons. The record is from RefSeq and is a predicted model, not a curated record.
AAUGAAUCUAUACAACAGCAGAGGGAAUUGACUUACUCUUAGCUACCGAUCGUGGUUCAUCUGCAACAGCAGGAUAUCACUCUAUCAGUACCAUUCAUGAUCAGUGACCUGAAGCAGCUAGAGGAUAUGAAUUGCAUCUCAAGCCACCUACAGUCGAUUAGUGGAAUCUGAGCAACAAUUCGCCCUAAGAAUCAGCUGCCAGAUAUAAGGUUGGUAACACUAACCUGAAAUACAAGUACAAAUUAAGUUGCUGCAGAUUUUGCACUGUUGUAUUUGUUGUUGUGAUUGUGAACAUGUCCUUGACUUUGAACUUUCUUGGAGGAGCACCUUUUCAACUAUUGUAUGAUGGAGUUAAGGAAGCCAUUAGCGCAACAAGAAAGUUUAGAACCCAACUCAUAAAUCUAGAGUUCACUUUGGACUGUUUACAGCCACAGAUCAUACAACAAAUAAGAAAUAAUAAUGUGCAACUGAGUCUCCCAGACGACAUAAUACAAGAUCUUCAAGUAAAAAUGAAUGAGGGCAUAGAUCUUGUUGCAAGGUUGUCGCAGCUUAGCAUGUGGAACAUCCGUAUUUGGGGCAAUUGUUGCAACUGCAUAAAGCCUAAUUACGCAGAACAACUUGAGGACUUGGACAGAUCACUUAAAAGACUGUUAGAACUACUGAAGCUGGAGCAGAUAAGGAAUAUAACGUUGCUGAUGCUUAGAAUAGAUGAAAUAGAAAGAAGGCAGUCGGAUAUUCUACAAGCGCUGCAACAUAUUCCAGGGCAUAUAUCAAGAGCGCAGCAGGAGGUCAUACAACGAAUGCAAGUGAAUGUUGCGCAACAAGCGAGUAACGGAGAAGGAGGAGCUGCUGCACCUGCUCCUGUUCUAGGAGUAGUAUUUGGAAUGUUGUAUGAUGCUGUGACACAAGUGAAGGUCAAGAAUUUGAUGUUUAACCGACUUCUUGGGGAAAUCAAAUACUCACUAGACUGUUUGAAACCAUUGAUAGAAGAGGUAGCAAACAACAAUAAGGUCCUGCAUCUUCCAAUGCUAGAACUAGAAGAUUUUGCAAUAGAGAUGGAGAAGGCUGUGGAGUUCGUUCGUAAAUGCUCCAAGGUUAGCAAGUUGGCCAACUACAGAAAGUACCCAUGGACCAACAAGCUUCUUAAAUUAGAUAAAUACCUUCAAAAGCUUUUCACUGAUUUCAAAGGGCAGGUGGAAGGGAAAGUGAAGGAGGCCAUGGAGUUGGUAAGUAACAUAGAGGCAGUGAUGAACCAAACUAAAGGUAGCGUGGUGGAAAAUGAUGCCAUAGAAUGUGAAGGUCGGAAUCUACUGCUCCAACCACUUUCACCUUCAGUUCGACUGGAGGUCCAGAAUGUGCUGGGAACAAGUACUCAUGUAAUCAAGAAGACAUUGAUUGAUACAGCAACGAUUACAGAGGAGGGGGUCAAGCCUUCUGAAGAGAGUAAUGUGGUACGAAGUCAAAUUCACAAUGAACCUCCUUCCCAUGUAGUGGAGUUAGAUAUUCUGCAUGUGAAAGAGGCAAGGGAUGUGGUCAAGGAGACAAUGAAUUCAACCAGGAAUUUAGAGGUGGGGAGCAUACGAACUGAAGGGACAGAGGUCGUUGGUUCAUCAAGGAAUGUGCAAGAAACAAGUGAAGUAAAGGAGAUAUUGGAUUGUGAAAUGGAUAAAGAAGAGUGUGAAGAAAGUGAUACAUGGGUGUAUGCUCAGUCUGACACUGACACUACAGUCCUUGACCAGAACCUACAGUCCUUGAUUGCUCAGUCUGAAGUAGCUGAUCAACAUGAACCUCCAGAACCUACAGAUCAGUCGGACUCAUAUCCAAAACCAGGUGUCCAAUCAUUUUCCCUCUUUGUUCACUGA